Molecule: messenger RNA, 6648 nt
Organism: Durotheca rogersii
Lineage: Eukaryota; Fungi; Ascomycota; Sordariomycetes; Xylariales; Xylariaceae
Exons: 4
Coding region: 342-6209 (1955 amino acids)
Source: RefSeq, a predicted model, not a curated record
ACCGGGAUGUGCUGAACCCUCGCUUGUGGCCGACUUCCCUGUAUUGUAACCCGCUUCCCUACUUCGUGCUCUCGCUCCCGUUCUCGCGGCGCCCUCUCGUCUCUUCCCUUCCCUCCUUUUCGCGUCUUCAGGCCGACGACGACGACGACAACGACGACGAAUACGACGACGACUAUCGCGAGCGUUGUCCACCCACGGCGUCGUAGAACCGGUACUCUCCUUGUCACCAUGACUGAUUCGCUUCUUGCUUAAUACUUUUCGAACCUCUUCUUUUUUGACAGUACCCAUUGAUUGGGUCGCGCCGCUCUUUUUUGGUCUACCUCGCUCACGCCGCCGCCGCCAUGGCGACUCCCGGUUCAACCCAGGCCCUCCUGGGAGCCUUCUUUUUUGGCAUAUUGUUUAACGCGGCAUCAGCUGCCAUGGUGUUGUAUAUUAUCGGCCAUGGUUCAGCUAUCUUCCGGGACGGCCUGAGGCUGGUCCUCAUACUGUUUCUGGCGUCAUCCGCCGCUUGGGCGCUCGUCGAGUUCCUCGCGACUAUCAUCGAGCCAACCGCGGCAUCGACAUGUCAGGUCGCAGCCGUCUUUUCUUCUCUUUUCGAUCAGCUAGCAAGAUUUUCCGUCGAGCAGUACUUGGUAUGGGCAGUACGGACAGAGAACAAAUCUAUCGCCGGAUUGGUGCCGCAGGUACUAGUUCUGGGUCGGUUCGGUGUUGGUAUGGCAUUUGCGGGGGUGACCGGGAGCGAUUUCAACCCAACAUGUGUGCCCAUAUCCAAUGUGCCACCCGUCUCUAUUACCGUCAUCGUCAUAGAUGCUCUCAUUAUCGGCCUGGUGGCCAUCCAACUCUUCGUGACGGGUGUAGCGAACAAGAAGAAGAGUGUUACCUUGGUUAUCCUCGGAUUAGCCAUAUGGACCGGGAUGAGCGUUGUUCUCUUGCUAGGCAUGAAGACAACUGAACUGGUUUUAAAGACAACACUCCCCGCCGUUGGUCUCGCGAUUUUAGUAGCACUGGUCACUGUGCUUUCGGGGACGCUCGUUGAUCCUCGAGGCCCGCCUCCACGACGCCCGGAUUCACCAACUUCCCGGGAUAUCGGUACGGGCAGAGACAUCUCGUCUUCGGAUUCCACCGACUACCCCCCUUCUCGCUACGAGGAUGUCAAGGGUAUGAAUGUGAGGGCCAUCCCUGCGUAUACCUCCCGAGGCGAUGGCGGGGUCGCGACGUCCGUGACUGGAGCUGGUGGGUUUCUGCAAAGGAAUGCCUUAAAGGGAAAUCCAUGGGCGAAAGCGACCUCGGGAAAGCUCGUCAUCUCGAACCCGGUUCUCAUUGCGACAGAAGGUAUGGAAAACGCCUUAGGAAGAAUACCAACAGUCGACCUUGUCACCGCUGCGAGUAACGAAAAGGAACGCCGGACCAAACAGGCGCAGGGCGAAUCGGUUCUCAUCGCGCAACGGACGGCUCCGAAGCCUCCGGUUAUUGAUGGAGAGAGUAAUAUGAGGCGGAAAGAGGUGGCACCCUCGUCCUCGGCAGAGUUGGUGAGGACCGUUUCCAACAAGACCACUGGGACGCUCGGAGGGCUCUCUGUCGAAGUCCAUGCGUCGUCCACUUCUUCAGAGCUAUCCCCCGGGAUCGACAAGAUUCGAAGGAGAUCGCCGGGUCAGCCUAUGGUACCACCGAUUCCCUCCGUGUUCCGGCCAGUUCGACCGGGCGAGCCGAUCCGUAUACCCAUCCCAAGACCUCAAGAACCGCCCGAGCUACCGAAGUUUCCCGAGCCACCAAUAACUCCUCUCCAGCGACGUGCGACAACGGGCCUUCCUUCGAAUCCCCGUGCCCAAGGUAUGAAGGCGAUCGCGAAAGAAGCUCGCAGUCAGAGGCAAGAAACUGUAAUGUUCGUCAAUGAUAUCGUCUACGAUGACCCGAGCGCCGUGAAAAAUAUCGUGCAAGGCGCUUCGAAAACACCGACAGGAGAUCUGGAUUCCGACGAUUCCGUCGUUAACCGCCCGCGCCCGAUUCCCAGAAAGGGCGAUACUGAUCGUCAAGUCUUUCCCGUCGAGCAAUCCCCCACCGGCCACAGGCGAUCGAAAUCGGGCAGCUCACUUACCAGCGGAAAAUCUAUACUGAGAGCUGUGCCUGGAGACCCUAUCCAGUUGCCGCCCUUGCCACCGGCUCCGACGAAGAUUUCUGAUGAUGCGCCGCGGCCUCUUCCUAACGAUACGAAGAGUAUGACUUUUGAUGAGAAGAUGGACAUCUUGUAUAUCACCCCCCUAAGCGCUCCCUUGGCGGCACCCGCCAUGACCGAACAGCAGUCUGAGGUACCUGAGGUCCCUCCAAUGCCAACGGAGUACGUGAUGGAUGUGCGACUACCUGCCACUGAGGAUAUUCACAGUCCUGAGACGGAUGGUGGAAGUAUAUCCAAAACAACCGACAGGAGUUCCGUACGAACCGCGAGUAUUCUUGGAAUUGAGGCUGUCCCGCAACAACACAUACAGAAAAAUUCCGCCUCUCGCAAUGCGACUAAUAAGCUAGAGCAAUCCUGGCUUACCGGCCCAUCAGCUGAGAAUGAAAGACAGCAGCGUCCAUCUAGAGAUAAGACGAAUCGAGGGUCGUCUCCAGUCCUCCCCGUAGUUAGCCAUUUCAGCAUUUCCACCAUGAAGAGCGACAGGAAAACUCGGGACGAAGACUUGAAUACCGCCUGGGGCUCUGUGCACUCGCCAGUUGCCGCCGUGGAUGUUCAGCUUGCCCGAUUGAAUGCUCGCUCAACAUAUAUCGGAAAGAAUUCCCAGGGAGACGAGAAGGAAGCAGUACAGAAUAUCCCCUCGACCGUGGUUGACGAGUCCGUGAUAGCGAAGCCGGACACACCGAAGGAACAUCCCGAAAGUAACCAGGAAUCACUCUCUAACGAUGAAGAUACCAGCGCCCCUCCCGUACCCUCGGCCAUCGAACAGGCCAAACUGGGCCAUUUCCAUCAUCGAAUUGGGGACGAGUGCCCUACAUUCUCUACUAGGGCGGUUAACGGGCGGCUGAGAAAAGCACCUCCGCCGGCGCCUUUGAUUCUGCGUGGGAACGGCGCGAGACGGGCAAUCAUUGUGCGACCAGCUGAACCUUCACCACUAGAGUCUCCCGAAGCUGCAUAUCAGAUGAUCCAAGCGCAAUUACAACGAUUUGAGCAGCCAAGCCGGGAUUCGGUGGAGAGCUCGAGCCAACGCCUCGCGCUCCUGGAUAACUUGGAACGAGAGAUGGGUCAACUAGAAAACAAGUGGCAAUCCUCGCAGAACCGCCUUGAUCGUGAUUCUAUGUCGAGCAUCCACACGUCUCCGAGGAAAUCCAGACCAGGUUCACUGCUAAGCCGGUUAGCCCGAGAGCCAUCGCAACACACAAUAGCCGAACGUAGAGCAUCGAGGAGAGCAACGCUCAGCAAAAGUGGUACCACGCUUCCCAAAGAAGAAGGCGUAAGUAUGGCAUCCCAGGCCUCAGGAUCAAGUUCUGAGAGCCUCCACGCUAGCGCGUGGCAGGCUCGUCUUUCCGAGGCUCAGAUGGAGUAUGUGAAGAGCACACCUGAUCUGACCGCGAAGCGCAACAAUCUAAACUUCCUGUCGGUCUCCAAAGCCUCAUUAGGAAGCCCAAGUCCCCCGGAUACUAAUGAAUCUGAACUCGAGAACGAAGCAAAUGACAGAGGCUCACACCCCUCGAGCCCCAAGAUCGAUGAGCCGGUGCUUCCGAUUUGCAAGCUCUGGAAACCUCAGUCGCCUCUUCGAGGCACGGCUGAUUCGGGUCUCUGGGUAUCAACGGCCAAGAAACAGCCUGUGAGUGGUGAUGUGGAGGCAUUGCCGAGCUUGUUCGCGCGCCCGGCGAUCCGAAAGACUUUGGCAUCGUUGGAAAUUCAGAGCUCCAGAUUAUGGCAAAAGCCGGCUGAGGCGAACAAUUCUGGUUCUACAAAUGGACUGUGGAAGAAGUUCGUCCCGCCAACAGAAGUUCGGACCCGUCCAGUCACCAUCCGACCACCUCGCAAGAACAAACGCUUAACUCAAUUACCCGAUAUUCUGGAAAAUCCCGAGCCUCUGCCCAAUAAGCGGGGAACACUCGGUCUCUUCCAGUUCCCUUGGGGCGAGAAGAGCGAGCAUGCCAUUAUCCAUCCUCCGACCACCAGCAUGUACAUGGCCAUGCCGGGGACCAUGACUACUGGAGGCAUAACUUUCCCACCUUCUCUAGAGGCCAAUUCCAAGGAUGCGGGGGCCGACGAAUUCACAACAUCCUUCUUCGACGAUUACGAAGCGGAAGAAGAGGACGAUAACCUUGCUUACUUGGACAGCGAAGACGAAGGUGAUGAUUUUGACGAGAAUACCCUCUGGGAGAUUGCGAGCCUACUCAAGGCUGACGGCUCUUCCCCGAACAACAACCUGUUCCCCUUUCCACCGAAAACACCGGAGUCGGCUAACGCUUUCGGUUCUUCUGACUAUAUCGCGGAGGUGCUAGCUGAGCAAUAUGACGACGACGACAAUGACGAUGAUAAUUUGGUGAAAGAGGAGCCGAUUCCAGUCGACCGCGUUUCUCUCCUGCCGAAGCAGGUUGAUUCCACUCCGUCUUUGCUCUGGGCUCAACGCCAGGCAUCAAAGACUCGGUCUCUUGGCCUCCCCCAACCAGAUUCCGCUAUUUGGAAGGGCUAUGCCCUGGAGUCUUUCAUCGUGGUACGGUCGCAUUCUCGCCCCGAAGAGAUCGGCUUGAUUCAGAGCGACGGGUUAUGGGCGCCGAAGACUCAAGGCGCCAACGUAACAGCAGCCGCUAAGCUACUGUGGAACGCAAGUACGUCACUCCAGAAGGAUAUCACUCUGGCAUCGGUCGGGGCAUCGUUAUGGGAGAAACCUGCUCUCGUAUGUGCUCCUAGUACCCGGGGUGGGCUGUUCGACCUCAGCACACCACGAAUCGACUACCGGAGAACGACAAAUGAACCGGCCGCUAUCUCGAUGACGAGAAGCCCCCGCAUAACUAGGGAACCGUUGCCGACGCUUGCGACGAAUAGUCUCUGGACGGACGAGACAACGAAGAACGCACUCUCCAUAUCUGUUCACCUCGCCGAGGUUUCAGCACCAAUUCUGUCGACAUUAUUAUGGGAGCCCACCCCAGUCGCGUCAAGCUCAGACUACGAAGGUCUUUUCGACGCCACUACUAUCCGAACCGAUUAUCGCAGGACAUCUAAACUUCCAGCGGCAAUCGUCAUAGCUAGGAAACCCCGAAAACUGAAUGAAUAUCUCGCGAGUUUGACAAGUACGCGACUAUGGGAAUUGCAGCUCGUUUCAACUCAUAGCUCUCCCUCUGAGGUAGCUACUUUAUGGAGCCAGCCUGCUGUGCCUGUGUCUAUCACACCUAAGUUGUUCCAGCUCGAUCCCGAACGUAAGGUCUACCGAACGACAUCAGCAGAGCCAGCAGCCAUCCAAAUCGACCGAAAACCUCGACUAAUCAGCGAGCCUCUCCCGAGUCUUGAGUCGACUGAGCUUUGGAUGGGUGGCCAGACCACCCCAACCCAGAUAACUUGGAUCACUGUAUCUUCUAUGCAACCCCGGUACCCCUCCGUUGCUCCUGUAGCUAUCGAGAGCAACCCCAGGACCAUGGACGUCCUCAGAGCCUCUUACCCUCGGGAUUGGGACGCAGCCCUCCAAGUUGCCAUCAAGGAAAGUCACGUGACGCCUGCUAUCACCCGCAAACCAGCGUCGCCUCGAGACUGGCAUGUCGCACUUCAUGAGGCCGUUUCUGCCUCCUAUCCCCAGAUCAGAUUCUCGCGGGGUCAGGCUCCACCGGCACAAUGGGAAGCUAUGCUCAAGGAGGCUCUUAGUAGAAGCCAGUAUCCUCAGCCUGAGGCCGGCUCUGAUAUCGCCGUCCAGGGUCCCGUGUACUUUACGUCUCCAGCACCAAAGCCUCUACUAUGGGCCGGGUUAGCAGCUCAGACGAGUACAAUGUCCCGUAAGGGUCUCUGGACUCCCUCUACUAGCUCUAGCUCUGCCUCGAGGAGUCGGACAUCAUCGCCUCCCGCUGCCGUCACUGAAUUGCCACGCCCCCGGCGGAAGAGCAGCGAAAAUUCCGAAUCCGUCGAGGUCCGUGCCGAUUUCAGCAACCAGAACAUGUGGAAGCGCACCAGCAGUGAGGAGUUGCAUCCCCAGGACCGAGACUGGCUAGACGACUCGAUGAAGAAACGUUUCUCGCGCAUAGAGCUUCGAUAUUAAGAUUCGAAAAUAUCGAGAUUUCCGAGUUCAAGGUUUGAGUAAACUAGCGAACGGUGGUGGUGUUACGGAGGAAGCGUUUUACAUAUUUACCUAGAGCAUAUAACCUCAUCAUACCCACAUAUGGAUAUAUAUACCCCUUUUCUUUUCGAGGCUACAUAUGUAUGUAUAUACCUGCUGACCUUGUCUACAUGUAUAACAACAAAACAUCUAAUGGCUUGUAUCUGUCAACCUGUCCACUGUGUAUCUAAGAGCUCCGGCUGGAGCAUGAUACUUCUCUCGUUCUCCUUGGCUUUAUCUUCCCAUUCAUCACAUAUACCUAUAUGUAUUACGUUCUUUUAUGUUUUUACAUGUACGUACUGUAUGUAACGGGCAUGCAACGCAGCGUUUGACGCUUGACGGGCCAGGAUGGUAUAGCAUACAUACUAAAUUUGAUAAAGGU